Messenger RNA from Parus major (Great Tit), 2824 nucleotides. It is a transcript of the gene RP9, whose product is annotated as RP9 pre-mRNA splicing factor. Lineage: Eukaryota; Metazoa; Chordata; Aves; Passeriformes; Paridae. The coding region runs from base 16 to 753 and encodes 245 amino acids. The transcript has 6 exons. Gene Ontology annotation, biological process: RNA splicing. The record is from RefSeq and is a predicted model, not a curated record.
GUGGCCGGCGCGCCCAUGGCCCAGCGGGCGCCCAGGGAGCAGGGGCAGGACGAGGAGGAGGGAGCGGAGGAGGGGGAGGCGGCGAGGGGCAGCCAGGCGCGGGCCAGGAGCCAUGCGGAGCCCGCGGCCAGCGGCGGCAGGACCCAGGACCGGCAUGAGAGGAAGCGGAAGAGGCAGGAGGCGCAGCAGCUCCAGAAGAUCCAGCACCUGGAGUCUUUCUAUGAGAAACCUCCCCCUGGGCUAAUUAAGGAGAAUGAAACAAAACCAGAAGACUGCAUACCUGAUGUACCAGGCAAUGAAAGCGCACGAGAGUUCCUGGCACAUGCCCCAACAAAAGGGCUUUGGAUGCCUUUGGGAAAAGAAGUCAAAGUUAUGCAGUGUUGGAGAUGUAAACGUUAUGGACACAGAACAGGAGAUAAGGAAUGCCCGUUCUUUAUUAAAGGCAAUCAGAAAUUGGAACAAUUUAGAGUGGCACAUGAAGAUCCAAUGUAUGAUAUAAUAAGGGAAAAUAAGCGUCAUGAAAAAGAAAAGAGGAUACAGCAAUUGAAGCAGCUCCUGGAGGACUCUACCUCAGAAUCUGAUAGCAGUGAUGACAGUGAUGAGGAUGAUGAAGAUGGCAGCAGCUCCACUUCCUCAGAACAUAAACACAAGAAGAAAAAGAGAAAAAAGGAUAAGAAAAAGAAAGAAAAGAAGAAGAAGAAAAAGAGGAAGCAUAAAUCAUCCAAAUCUAAUGACAAGUCAGAAUCUGACUGACAGCAGACACCUGCUGCAUGCUCAUUGACCUCUCUACUUGUGAACUGCAAGGAAAGAUCCAAAGAAUGAUGAGGAAAACACCAGAAAGGGUUUUAUUAAACUUUGAACAUACAUGCGUAUGCAUACAGCAUCCUACACUGGCAUCCUCUUCUGCCCCUCUGCAGUCAGAAAGAAGAAAGCUGCAUUAAACCAUAUCUUUGUGCUGUAAAACCUAUGCUGAGAGUCAGCCAGCUUGGUCACAUGGGGCCUCUGCCUUGCUGCCCGUGACCAGCAGCAGAAAGCGGCGACCACCAAGAGAUCACUGACGAACCUGCAGCAUUAGCAGACUCUCUGUUGAAGUGUCUUUACUCCAUGAAGUUACUUUAUUAUAUACAAAGCCUCAUUAUAACAGGACUGCAGUUUGCACCAUGCAGAGCACUGAGAGUUCUUUUACAGUGCUUAUAAUGAGCAGGUUGUACUGUAUUUUCUUCUCCGCAUAUGUGCUGAAGUUCCGUGUACUUAUCCUAAUAUUGGCAGCUAGGGAAAUAAAGAGUACUGCUGCAGGGGAAAAAUGGUAAUCAAGGGGAUUUACUUUACAACAAAAUCGCACCCACAGCAAGACUUGAUUUUUUUUUUUGGUGUGUGUGGGUAACAAAAUCUCGAGAUCACCAUUAAUACACAAUUCUGAAAUGUCUCAAGUGAAACAUCUACACUCUCUAAACCAUAGAAGUGGGAGCCAAGAGUAAUGAUGUUAGAUAUUCAGCUUAACUUGAAAGAGCGUUUAGUUAUUUAAAAAGGGGAAUUUCACAUAAGAAAUUAAAAAGAUUAAUUUCUGCAUAUUCUUCAGUAUCAGUUGUUUUGAUACAAGUUGAGGGAGGUUUCCUUUUAAAAGGCUUGGGGGUAAUAAAUUCUCACUUUUUAUGUUUACUAGAUUUGAUGAGGUAACUUUUUUUAAUCAUCCCACAAGUAUAUAAAUGUGUAAGACUCUCAAAAUAGUUUUCAACUAUAUGCAUGAAGCCACAGAGCAAUAGUAAAGAUCUUGUAAGCAGGAAGAAGAGAAAAGUCUGUGUAUUUAGUUGACCUUACAUACUGACCACACUUUUCUUUUAAAUAAUCAUGGAGACUCAACCAGGGAGAUGGAGAUAGCUAUAAACAACAUUACAGUAACCAAUGCUCUUUGAAACCUCAAGGUACACUAGUACAGAGCUGUGACUUGAGGAAGUAGAUGAUGGAUACUGGUACUGUGCAAAAGGAAAGAAAAAACUAGAUUUGCCUUGAAAGAACUUCUCUAGAAUUUAGGCUCUGUGGGUAUGCUAGGAUUAAAAAAAAACCCUCACGAUAAAGUGAACAUUAACAGCGAAAUCAAGGAACCAUAGACUAAACUGCAUCUAAAAUAUUUUAUUUCCUUCAAAGUUUUGGAAGAGAGGACAAGGGAAAGUAUAAAUUAAAAUGAUUUUUCUCUCUCCUACAUGACUAAGAAUGACUUAGUAAAAGUAAACCCCCUUCCUUGCCCAUUCACAGUAUGUUCUGAGGAAAAACAAAAGACAAGCAAGACCUACUUAGGAAAAGUAUCAUAUUCUCAGAGCUUGAAGGUAGAGCUGUAAUUCUGCUUAUAUUUAGCAAAUCUCCCUAUGAUGGGAUUUACUUGUGGUAGUUCCCUAUCAGGAUCAUCAAACUCUAAGGCCCUUGCUCUUUCACCAGAAAGAUUUAACAGCUGAAAUAGCAUGGGGAGAUCUAUGAUGAACUGAUUCUCUUGGCCAGGAUAGACAGGGGCUCUGAGAAACCUGGUCUAGUGGGAGGUAGCCCUGUAUGUGUGAGGGGUUUGAAACUAGAUGAUCUUUACUGCCCCUUCCAACCCAAACCAUUCUAGAAUUCCUGUAUUGCCAUACUUGGUGCUGAGGUUAAUGCAUUUACAGAUUAUUGAACAGAUGCUAGAAGACUGAUAUUCACCUGAUGCAUUCCAAGAGAACUCUUACUCAGGCUGAUUGAGAGCAGGGCGAACUGAGGAUCUCUUCAGUUACUUUAGCUUUUGUCAUUUAAGAUUGUUCUGAAAUUUAGUUUAAUAAAUACAAAUUCAGUUUAUCAUGUGCAA